AUGAUGACAAAUGUGGCGGCAGCGCGUACCACAGACGGGCAACGGGCCAGUAUGGCGUCGGCCCUUUGCCCUUCCUGUUCCGCCCGUCAUUCGCACACGACGGACUCGCGCCUUUCUCGGGACAGUCAGUGCAACUUGUUUCAUGCCAUUCGUGCUUGUCCAUUGUUGGCCUCGCAGCACAACUGGUUGUUGGAGCGCGUUCCCCAGUUUGGAGACGACGAUUUGCUACGUUGCGCUGCGUUGCCCAAAGUCGUUCGUCUGCGAAUGCUCAUGUUCACUACGGGCAGCUGUUUGGCAGAUUGCUUGCGCCAUGUUGACAAGCUUGCAUCCACGACCGUAGUGCUGGGUUGUCGCAGCUCGGAGGCCAACGUGCCUGGCCGUUUGUUGUGGUCUGUGCAUUUAUGUACUGACCUCGUUGUCGCUACUGCCAGCCGACUCCCAUAA
This is a messenger RNA of Symbiodinium natans, 444 nucleotides long. NCBI's taxonomy places the organism in Eukaryota, Dinophyceae, Suessiales, Symbiodiniaceae. The record is from the annotation of a GenBank genome assembly.